AUUUAAUAUAAAUAAUUUGAAUGGGUAACAGCGCAUCCUAAAAUAAUUUUAAUGCUUAACAUUACUAACAGAAUUCAGGUUUAUCAAUAAAAGAAGUAGAGGGAAUAAAAAAUGUUUUUGAUUCUUUGGAUCCAAAAGUAAAUAUAGAAAAAAUUCAAAAUGUUAGGAUGGUUUAAUACAGACAGGAACAUUGCGAAAGCUUUAUAGAGAUUCAUAUGAUGCUCCAUAGUUAAAUAAUAAGAUUGGAGAUAGAGAAACAUUAACUUUUGAUCAAUUUUUUGAUUUGAUGAAAACAGAUAUGCUUGAGAAAAAACGACAAUUUCCUGGAGUAGAUUUUGAUGAUGGUAUAAAUGAAAAUGUUUAAUGCUUCUUUUGCCAUCCUUAAAGACAACAUAGUUGAAUUUAUAUAUAUACAUAAAAUUGAAUUCUUUGUUAGAG
Messenger RNA from Paramecium sonneborni, 438 nucleotides. Lineage: Eukaryota; Ciliophora; Oligohymenophorea; Peniculida; Parameciidae. The record is from the annotation of a GenBank genome assembly.